Messenger RNA from Oldenlandia corymbosa var. corymbosa, 1834 nucleotides. Lineage: Eukaryota; Viridiplantae; Streptophyta; Magnoliopsida; Gentianales; Rubiaceae. The record is from the annotation of a GenBank genome assembly.
AUGGAAAGCAGGAGACAAGGUGAUCUUCAAUGGCUGCAACCAUCAUCAAAUGGUUUGAGAACAAUGCCGGAAAAUCACCCGUUUUCAUCAUCUCCCGCCGUCAUCGGGGGCGGAGACAACCGGCUAUCUCAAUCGCCAUCGUUGGUGAACCACUCUCAAUCGGAAUAUGAUCCGUACUACCCUAAUCCAGCCGCCAUGCACAAUAUUAUCACUACUACUGCGGCUGCUGCUAAUAACCCUAAUAACUAUCCAGAUACUUCCUUUGAAAGUUACAAUUUUUCAUAUCCCGAUAAUGGUCAACAACAGCAGUUCCCUGUUUAUGUGGAUAUUCAUAACUAUGGGAAUAUUAUUGGGAAUGAGAAUGAUUUGCAAAGGAUGAGGGUUGAUUCGGCGGUUAGGGGUUUGUACUUCCAGCCUGAUAAUGAUGCCAUUUGGAACAACUUCCUCCUUCGUCAACAACAGGAAUAUUCUUGGAAUAUCAAUGACGCUGUCUUCCGCCCCGAACCAUUAGUUUAUAAUUCCGGGAGAAAUAAUAAUAAUAGGGUUAUGAGGGAAAGGUCUUUUGAUACUGUUUCGUCUUCGUCUUCAUCUUUUGGUGGUCGAAAUCGGGGUGGGAGUCUUCGUCAGCAGAAUUUUUCCUCGUCUUUGGAGGAGUUGAGGAGUAAGAUAUUCACGAGUUUUGAGGAAUUGAGAGGGAAGAUUUUUAUUGUGGCUAAAGAUCAGAAUGGUUGUCGAGAUCUUCAGAAGCUCUUGACAGAAGGGAAGCCUGAAGAGAAAGAUAUGAUUUUUUCAGAGUUGAAGAAUCAUGUUAGGGAGUUGAUGAUGGAUCAAUUUGCAAACUAUCUGGCGCAGAAGAUGUUUGAGUUCGCAAAUGAGGAGCAAAUCACUGAGUUAGUGAUGACGGUGGUGAGUGAGGAACAUAAACUCAUGACCAUUUGUCUUGACACCCAUGGGACUCGGGCCAUGCAAAAAUUGCUUGGACGAUUGAUCACAGCUGAGCAGAGAUCGUUGGUUGUAUCGGCUUUGAGGCGUAUUACCGUUACUCUAACAAAGAACGCCAAUGGCCACCAUGUUAUUGAGCACUGUUUGAAGUAUUUUCCUAAUGAAAACAAAACGUAUAUAUUGAGUGUUGUGGCUGAUAACUGUCUUGACAUUGCUACGGACAAGAGUGGAUGUUGCGUUUUGCAACAGUGUGUUGAGCAUGCUCGCGGAGAUCCUCGAGAUAGACUUGUUUCCGAGAUUAUUUCAAAUGCAUUUGUACUGUCUGAACAUCCUUACGGAAACUAUGUUGUGCAAUUCCUGGUUGGAUUGAAGAUCCCGCAGAUUACACGUGAUAUACUGGCGCAACUUUCUGGAAACUUUGUCUCUUUGUCCAUGAACAAGUAUGGCAGCAAUGUGGUUGAAAAAUGUAUGAAAGAGGCAUCAGAAGAACAAGCCAUGCAGAUUAUUCAAGAAAUAAUCGGUAGCCAAAAUUUCUUAACACUUCUUCAGGAUCCUUUUGGAAACUAUGUUGCUCAGUCUGCAUUCUCCCAUGCUAAGGGAUCAAUCCGCCAUGCUAUGAUGAAUCUGAUUCAGAUGCAUUACUCUUACUUGCAUAGUCAUCCUCAUGGCAAAAGAGUGCUUGCGAGGGCUAGAGGAAGCAGACAACGCGUGUAACAAGACCACGUUCUCCAUCUAAAAAUCAAGUAGUUUGUUGUGUUUUAUCUUAGUAGUUUUGUCUGUUGUGUUGGCUAGGAUUCAUGUGUCAAACUCCUACCAUUGUUGUUUUUACUUGUUUAUCUAAUAAGUACUUUGGUAAUGUGGCCCUAUUUAGGAGUUUUAAGCAUGGGAGGAC